Messenger RNA from Macrobrachium nipponense, 4406 nucleotides. Its product is annotated as transient receptor potential channel pyrexia-like. Gene Ontology annotation, cellular component: membrane. Lineage: Eukaryota; Metazoa; Arthropoda; Malacostraca; Decapoda; Palaemonidae. Gene Ontology annotation, biological process: transmembrane transport; monoatomic ion transport. The record is from RefSeq and is a predicted model, not a curated record. The transcript is spliced from 7 exons. The coding region runs from base 536 to 2803 and encodes 755 amino acids. Gene Ontology annotation, molecular function: protein binding; monoatomic ion channel activity.
CCUCAGCGGCCGCCGCGGAUUGUCUGAGGCUCAGUCGCCACCUAGCAGUGUUCGAGUGAAGACAUAUUACGAUCUCCUUCCGCGGUGUCUCUGUCUGUAAUUAAGCCCCGUCAAUUGGAACGGGCAUUAACGCUGGAACAAUUGAUAACAGUGGCGUGUUUUACGAUAAGCUAGCGAAAAGAGACACGGUUGGUUUACGCAUUUCCAGGACAUUUGUGUUUAGGCCGAUUUGUCGUUCAUCUUCCUGGAGAGAGAGAAAAAAAAAAUGAUUGUGACCACAACAAAAACUUUUCCGGAAAAGCUGGAAAUCUCCCCGAAGUCCAACUGAUAAGAACAAGGUCGUGCAGAAAGUGACGAUCAUGAAACCAGCAUCCUGACUCAUGAACAAACGGUGCUUGCUUUACUUGCAUUUUCAACUCCUCUCGAUGACAGGAAGUUGAUGUUUCGCCUCACUGCCUUCUAAAGCUUCCCGAGAGACACCUGUCUUGGACAGAACUGACAUCUGGAGUCGAAAAAGAAUUUCUCUCCGUACACAAUGCUGAAUAAAGGGCAAGCUGAACUCAAUGGUGCUUCCACAACCGACCCUCUGUGCGCUUGGGACCCUGACGCGGCAAGACUAUUGAAGGUGGUGGACAGUGAAAACCUGGAGGCUCUGGAAGCCCUCUUGGAAUCUGGGGUGCACGUGAACGGCCAUGGAGGCUCAUUCCACGAGACGGCCCUACAUCGGGCAGCACAGAUACGAUGGACAUCAGGGGUCAGCUUCUUACUUAGCAUGGGGGCAUCAGUCUACGCUAAGAACCAAUUUGGUCAGACUCCACUGCACUACGCUGCUGCUUCGAGGUCUACCACCUGUAUCAAGCUACUCUUGGAGAAUGGCAGACCCGGCAUCUUAGACCACACAGACAUGAGAGGUCACACUCCGCUCCACGAUGCCUCGGCCUCUGGAUGCCUAAACGCCGUUAAUAUUCUUAUUAAAGCCGGUGCUUUGGUUCAUGCCAAAGACGCCAAUGGCGAGACCCCACUGCAUAAAGCGGCAAAAGCCAGGUCUGUGGUUUCGAUGGUAGCACUACUCAAUGCUGGGGCAGAGUUAGGGAGCAAAGACAACAAUGGUGAAUCUGUGCUGUCCUACACAUUGUUGCAACUCCCUGGCACAAUGGAUGCAGUCUUCGACCAUUGUAUUGUCACCAAUUCUUCAAAAAUAAACACCAAAACUUUAGAAGCCUCAAUGAAUUUUCUUCCAUUAACUGGGUCAUAUAAAAAGAAUCAAGUGCAAAACUUGCAAACAUUCGUUGACAUGGGCCAUGCUAAGCUAUUAAGUCAUCCACUUCUAGAGACAUUUUUAUUCAUCAAGUGGAUGAAAGUGCGGAAACUCUUUCUUAUUGAAGUUAUAUUCUAUUUACUAUAUGCAGUGCUGACAACUGUACUGAGUUUCAAUAAGUUUGUGUGGGACACUAGCUGCAAUAGCACCAACGCAUCAGCCUGCGCAUGUUCGACGGCUAACCACGUUAAUUGUAGCGCAAGCAUUAGUCCUCUAGAUAUUAAAAGUAACAACGCUCUUAAGGGUCUGGUUGUGUUCCAGACUGGACUCAUCCUACUACAGCAACUGCUGUCCAUCAUGCAAAACAAGUUAGCCUGGAUCCGGUCCAUCUCAGGCGUCCUUCACGUCAUCAUCGCCUUCCUAGUCUUGCUGGUUGUACCGAGCUGCAGCCCAGAGGAAUGGCAGCACCACUUGGCGACGUGGCUUCUGCUGCUCAUGUGGACGGAGUGCAUGCUGCUCAUCGGGCGCUUCCCCAACUGCGGCAUCUACGUGGUCAUGUUCCAAAGGGUGGCGACGGUCUUCCUCAAGAUCUUCGCCAUUUACUUCUGCUUGCUACUCGCCUUCUCCUCGGCCUUCUACAUCACCCUGAACUGUGCCAAAUCUGAAGGGGGUGAAGGCGGGUCAAAUGUAUUCAAGAACCCGCUGCUCACGUUCGUCAAAACGCUCACGAUGAUGAUAGGCGAGCUGGACUUCGGGACUGAGUUUGUGAAUGGCCUGUCCCACCUCGAAUUCACGGGUCACCUCAUCUACCUCUUCUUUGUCAUCCUGGUGUCCAUCAUUCUGUCGAAUCUACUCGUUGCUUUAGCAGUUAAUGAUGUGCAAGGACUGAGGAAUUCUGCCCACCUCGAGAGGCUGAUCAAACAGACGGAGCUGGUGUUCCAGAUGGAGAGGAACUGCGCGACGGCCGCCUACAUAGCGUCCUACGUUAAGAUCCCCAAAUUGAAUGACCUUCUCAUGAAGGUUGCUUACCUCUGCAAACACGCCUGUGAUGAAAACCGCGUGUUUCUGUUUCCAAAUCAUCCAAAAAAGGCGACCAGGCUCUUCAUAGCGCGAAACAAGAAGUGUAAAGACUACAACCUUCCCUCCCACUUGCUGGCCAACGUGAUGGAGUGCCUCCGGACGCGGGAGGUGGACACGACCAGCACCACCAAGAGCAGCAUGAAGAUCAAAAGGGGCAGCCGCAUCCGCAGGGGCGACUACCACCGCAACGACAACGAAGAGGUCAAGGUCAACAUCAAGGACCUGGAGGCCAACAUGUCCGACAUCGUCAGCGAGAAGAUGGAGGACAUCGUCGAGUCCUACGGGACCCUCAACAAGCGGAUCACGACGCUGGAGGACAAGUUGGAGAAGGUCCUCGACCUCCUCCUCAAGAACAGCGGGGAGGCGACCCCGUCGCCGCCGCCGCCGCCGCCGCCGCCUCCGGCGAGCGCGAGUCCUCCGAAGGACGCCAGAGGGGAGGAGGAAGAGGACGAAUCUGGCUGUUAGAGCUCCUCUCGAGGAUGGAUGGAUGGACCUCAGCUUUUCCCAAAGCCUAGAAAAAUAAGUUUAAAAAAAUGCGCAGAAGUUUCUUCGGUGCAAUCGAGUUGUCUGUAAAGAGUAUAAUGCAGUAUGAGCCGCGGCCCAUGAGACUAAACACGACCCAGUGGUGGCCUGUUCUAUAUCGUUGCUAGACGCACGGUUAUGGCUAACUUUAACCUUGAAUAAAAUAAAAACUACUGAUGCUAGAGGGAUGCAAUUUGGUAUGUUUGAUGAUUGGAGGGUGGGUGAUCAACAUACCAAUUUGCAGCCCUCUAGCCUCAGUAGUUUUUUUUUAGAUAUGAGGGCGGAAAGAAAAAGUGUUGACGGACAGACAAAGCCAUUUAAAUAUUUUUCUUUUACAGACAACUAAAAUAAGUGCCAUGUUUUAAUAAUAGCUACAAGCUCAUCCGGCCGCGAAAGUCGACGUUUCGUCACAAGAAACGUCUGUUCUUGUGUGGCCGUGGAACUAUUGACGACUUCGCGUUACUGGCAUUCGUGAUCGGUUAACGUGAUGCUAUCUGUGAUCUUGUACAUAGAAUCUUUACUACACGAAUUACACAGUCCUUAACUCUAGAAGUAUUCGAAUGGCUGAACUUUCUCGUGGCCACUGGAAGACGGCUCAAGUCACGCCAUGAGUGGUUUUUAUUUAAAAUAACUUUAAUUAUUUCCAUAUUAAAUUAAGCAUUCAUCAAUUCUUUUUUUCUUUUUUUACUGAAAGUAUAUUUAAUAGUCUAGCGGUUUGACACUUCUGGUGUGAAUGGCUUGGAGACUUCAACAGGCCUUGAUAGUCAUAUCUAAUCAUACGAGACAUAAAAACUCUUUUACAUUAUAUAAUUAAGUGGAGGCGUUUUCGGUGAAUUGUGAACGCUCUCAUCCACAUUAUCAGAGAACUAUGGUCUAUGAAUAUUAUCAUUCAUAUAGAUUUAACUCAAAGUGAAAAUACUUGUGGUGAAACCAUUAUUUUUAUUACUAAAUAUACUCCAUUGAAAGUGAAUGUGCUGUCAGUGACCCGUGAACAAUUACCUUGAUAUAUUUACAAUGAACAAAAAAGCAAUAAAUGUGACCCAAUGAAAUAUACAAACAGUUCAAAACAACAGCAAAUGACUUAGAUGUUUAAGCUGAAUUAGUGCAUAGGAUAAAAGGUGUACAAGAAAAUGAACGAAAAGCAUAUGCGUUGUGAUGUUCCGGUAACAGCAAAUACGAGAAGACUGGAUCUUCCAAAAAAUAUUAUAAAAGGUGCUUUUCCUGAAGAAUACAUCAGCUAUUGAGUGGUUCAAUGACAGUCGUGGCGUAGCCAUGCUACUGAUGUAUGUGGUGAAUUUAGGCAACAAUAAACUUGCUAACCCAAACGAUUUUAUCAGACGACGAACUUUCGGUGCAAGCACCAAUCCAAACACGUCAAGAUGGAAGGGGCAUAAAGCGCUUGCAAGCGCCCAAAAGAAACUCUUGUUAAGGUCAAGGAGGAAUAACAGACGACUCAUCUGUGAUGUUACGUUAGUGCCAACUGUGUAUUAAGUGCCUGUUGACAGUAUUAAUGCCAUUAAAUAUUAACAAAACUCACGUAAAAAAA